Molecule: messenger RNA, 7439 nt
Organism: Penaeus indicus
Lineage: Eukaryota; Metazoa; Arthropoda; Malacostraca; Decapoda; Penaeidae
Exons: 5
Coding region: 126-794 (222 amino acids)
Source: RefSeq, a predicted model, not a curated record
GGGAUAACUCCACAAAACCUGACGGACCAGUCUUGGCAUAAACUAGCAUGUUAGCGGGUGGGACGUUCGUCGUAUUGUCAUGAUUUACACUGCAUGGAAGCCUAAAUAAGAUAAGAUCUUGAAACAUGAAGCCCGUAGCUCAAGCAGAUGUUCAGGAACUUACCAAAAAAGUUGAAGCUGUUUCUGAUAAGAUCAAGUACAUGGUGGUUAAUGAAAAGACAAUCAGAAGAUAUUUAAGGGCUUUCAGGGGUGUUGAUCCAGCAUACCAGAGAAUACUAGAAACAGAUGCCUGGCGAGGAAAGUCUGAUGUUGCAAGCAUCACUGCAGAAUCCCCAAGCAUUAAAAGAGUAGACAAAACAAAAAUUGCUGUGAUCUUAAAUGAACGGGACAAGAAGAAGCGACCAGUGAUCUAUGUUGCUGUUCGAAAUCACAGCAUUUACAACCGUGAUGUUAAUGACAUGACCCAGUACAUAGUGUACAUGCUUGAGGAAGCUUGUAAGAAAUGCAUCGAGGAGGAAAUGGAUAACUUGUGUAUUUUGUUUGACAUGAAGAAUUUCAGUCUUUCCUGCAUGGACUACCCAAUGCUUAAGACUCUGUUUGAAAUCAUGUCAGACCACUACCCUGAAAGGCUGGGUGUUUGCUUAAUUCUAAAUGCACCCUUCAUCUUCUCCACCUGUUGGCCUAUUAUCCGUGCCUGGCUAGAUGACAAUACAGCCAGCAAGAUACAAUUCAUUAAGCAAAUAAAUGACCUCAAUUCUUACAUUGAUCCUGGUGUACUCCCACGUGAUAUGUAAGCCCUUGCAGCUGCAGUAUAUUUUUUUGCUCUCUAUCUCUCUAUUUUUUUUUUUUUUUAUAACCUAAGCCUCUACUGUUUCCAUAAACCUAAUUUUUUCUUAACAUAUGUGUUCUGCUGAAGAAAACAAUAAAUCUCCCUCAUACUAACUCUACCUCAGUGCCUGUAAGGUAACUCAUAUUUACCAUUUGCCUCGGUUAUAAUGGUGUCAGAUGGCUGUCUAUUUUUAUCAUGCAAAAAAAAGGACUGCAAGACUUUAUUGCAGGACAUACUAUAGUUUCUGUGUAUCAGUAUUUCAGUUUUGGAAAGUAUGCUCUUCAGGAUAAAAGGUGAGCUAUUUUUUCACAUGUAAUAUAACCAAUUAAAUAUUUCAUUUUAAGAAGACGUGAUUUUAAAAAAAAGGCCAGUACUGAGCUAUUGUGUUCAUUCAUAACAGGUAUUCUAGUUAUUACCAACUGACUAUAGCCUAGUCCAGACCAAGAUACAGUUUAUUGAAACAGUUAAGCAACACUGUAGUGUAUCUGUACUGUCAAGAUACAAUUGUUCAAUGACUGAGCAGCAUUCUGAAUUUGAUGCUCCACAGUUUAGCAACUAUUGCAAAAGUCAUGAAAAACUCAAGAAACACUGGUGGCAAUUUGUAUCACAACUGUUUCACGACAGUUGCUCAGCAGUUACACUGUGCUGUACAUCCAGACCAAGCUACACUAAACUUUCAACAAACUGGGGGUGGAACGUAACACUUCAUUCAGUCCAGGCAUCUUUUCUCUUGUCCAGAUUGUGAACCUGGAAUAAAUACUACCUGCAUAAAGUAAAAAAAUAAACAAUAAUCUUAGGAGGAAACUAAAAUGACGAAGCUACAUUGACAGAUACUGCUGUUAGUAAAAUAGCUUUUCACCUAGCUGUGUCGACUCAUAUUGUCAGAAGCCAAGUAUUUGUAUUUUCAGUAUACACUGUAGAUAAUGUCAUGAUGUAGAUAUAGUGACAGGAUAGGCAGACAACACAUUAAUUCAAAAUUAAUUAAUUCGUGACAUUAUGUAGUUUUUUCUUCAAAAUACAAAAUAUGAUGGCUUCUGAUGGCACUAAAAGGUUUGUGAGUCAGUGCAGCUGAGUGAGAGGUUAUUUUUUUAUUAUUAUUAUUCUGCCAGCACGUAGCUACAUAGGAUACAAUUUUUUUUCUAGUUUAUCAGGCUUUUCCAGUUUCCUGCAGUUCAACAUCUCAUUUAUUAUGUAGUGACUAGUCAGCUGUAUACAUGAGAUUUCACUUAUCAGUAUAAUAUAGAUUCCAUGGCACAUGUAUUUUUCUGUAUUCAAUCACACACUACUUACAACAACCCCACAAUCGAGAACAAGUCAGCAGACAACUAACUAUUGGCCGAUAGAUGGUGAUGAGUUAUGUUACCAGCAACUUUCUAUCAUGUUCCCCAUAUCCAGUGGGAAACACAGUAACACAUGAAAUCAUGUCUCAGAACUCUCAAGCAAACAUUUCAAAACAAAUUUUUUAUUGUUUCUCAGCUGGUGAGCAAUUAUUCAGAUACAUUAUUGCAGGCCUGUUGCUCAACAAAUUAUCUUGAGUUGAAUGUGAGUAUGAAAUCAAAUCUUGCAAUUGUUUUGCAACAGUUCAGAGUGUUAAGCAGCAAUGUAUCUUGGUCUGGCCUAGGCUUAAGAAUUAAAUCCAGAUUAAUCUUAAUAUAUCUUUAUAGAAUAAAAAGCUUGUAUAAAAGUUCGGUAUAUCACAAAAUAAUUCAACCACCAGAAAUAAAUUUAACCCACUCACUCGGGAAUGACAUCCCAGCACAUUAUGUACAGCUGAGGCUGCUCUAAGCUAAACUGUGUGUGCUAAACAUUUGUCUGCAUGUUUGGCCCUGGCUGGUCAUUGAGGCCCUCAAAAGUAAGCCUAUAGCUUUUUUCAACUCUUAUUAUCAAACAAACAAAAAAAAAAGUCACACCUAAGAGCAUAUAAAACAAGGUAAAUUUAUGUUUCUGCACUUUUAAUUUUUCCCUCAAUUUGCUGACUCCAGUUUGUGGUUAGGUAUGGAGCUUCCAUUGUGAAUAGGUUAACAUCUUUACCGUCAUAUGUCAUUAUUGGAAUUCCCACGCCACCUUACCAAUUGGCAUAGGUCAUUGCUUUGGCAGCAGUGGUGCCAGGAGCUGAAUGUUUGAUGUACUCCUCAAAUAAUUUCUCUUUAUCUGACAGAUAAAAGUCUUAUAACACAAGUAGUACAUAUGCAUGAAUAUAAACAAUCUGAAGAGUGCCACAUAAGUCACAUGUGGUCACGAAAUCCUUUGAUUGUGUAUCGUAGAAUAAUUCCACUGAAACGAGAAAAGGUUAUGUUUUUUUGUAGUCAUUCCUUUGCUUAAUGAUGAAAGAAUUUAUGGAUCAGUUUUCAACUUUUUUUUUACAACUUUUAUAUUUUCUUGUUAAGAUUUUAAUUUUUUUUUUUUUUUUGUUAUAUUGACAAUGUAAAGAGAAAAUGCUAUUGCUUUGCUUUGCAUUUUUUUCACAUUAAAAAGGAAAUAUGAUUGAAUUUCUAAGGAUAUGAAGUUUGGUUGUCUAGAAAUAAGGAACCUUUUUGCAAGGCAAAAGUCUUUUAGUAUUAUAGUUUUGAGUAAAUUCAUAUUUACACUUUCAUAUAAUUAAUUUGUGUGUCAGCUUUAGUACAUAUGGCAUUUAUCAAAAAUAUGAAAUGUACCAUCGGUGGUACAUAUGGCAGUUAAGGUGUUAAGGAAACUUUUUAUAAGCUAGACAUUUGCUUGUAAAUACAGUAUUAAAUGCUGUCUUAAGUAUAAAAAUUAAGAAUACUUUUCAAGAGGAAAGAUAAACAGUUCAUUUAUUUCUAGUUUACCAACCAAAUAUUCAAUUUGUAAAAUACUAGUCUCAAGUAAAAAAAAAAAGGUCAGUAAUGAAACUUUGUGUAUCAUAGGUCUCCUGGUUAUUACCAACAGACUAACAGUAAAACCCCAGUUUAGCUUUAGAUAUAUAUUUUACAAAAUCAAAACAUGUAAUUGAGGGCCAAUGUAUACAUAAUAGUUCACUUGAGAUUUAUCACUUUUGAUAACUUUUUAGGGCAAAUAUUUAGGUGCAUUUAUGCCUUUCAGGUUAAUAACUUUGGAGUAUUUGGGCAAUUUCAAAUAAAUACCUUGUUUAAUUUGUGUAGUAUAGGUACACAAGAUAUUUGGUACAAAAUUUUAAGUCCACCAGUGGUGGUAUUAUUAUGUACAGAAUGUAUAAUGGGGUUUAAGGGCAAUAAUAAAAAAAAGUACUCAAGCUCCAAAGGCAUUUUUCUUAUGUGUUACAUAUAGUUUUGAUAUUCUAAUUAUUCCUUUUAUACAGAUAUUACUAUAGUUUUAUUUGCAAAAAAUAAAGUGUUUCUUGAUAAGCUAUUUUAUUAUCACUAUCCGUUAUCAUUUCUUCCAUCUGAGAUGGAAGUUUCCUAUUGGAAAUAAACUUGGAUUUUUUUUGUAUAAUAUUCUGUAAUAUAAUUUCAUUCUACUUCCAUGAACAAGUGAACAAUGUAAAAUAAAUUUUGGGUUAUUAAAUAAGAUACAAAGGUUUUAAUAAUAUUUUACUUCCAUAUCUCAUUACUGUACAUGAAAUUAUCUACAAUAUUCACAAAAAAGCAUGGCAAUACAUUGUUAAUACUGCUUUUAAAUACUUAAAACCCUCCCUCAUCCCUUUUAGUAUUACAUUUUCAAAUGGUAUUUUUAAGAGUUUCAUGCCAAUUAGUUUUUUGCUUCCUUUAAUCUAUGCAAAAAAUUAUUUCACUGAUUUUUUCUACAUUACUGGGAACAUUACAGAUAUACAUGACAAGAUCAUUAUAUUUUCAAUAUGCUGCAUUUAUCAUGUUACAAAAUGCACUCCCAUAACAAAACAAGAGAGAGCAACCAUAGUGAAAGUGACAUGUGCAAUCUCUCGAGAGACUCCGGCCUCAGUCUAUUCAGGUCAUUCAGGAGUAUCAUGGAGUACAUACAGCCAACACCUGUCUUUACAUUUCUAAAUAACCAUGUCCAAUACUGCUGUAAUUGAGAACAAAUUACUUCAAUAUUCAAUGGAAUAGACUUACAAGACUUAUAAAAUGGUCUUCCCUCCAAAUGCAGUAUACAAUUCAUGUCUCAUUUGCAUACCAAGAUAUAGACAAGACCUCUGGAGACUUCAACAAAUUUCUUCAUGAACUGGCUUCUAACAGAGAAGUCUUUACUAAAUUGUUAUAAAAUAGAAUAAGUAAUUGUAUGAAAGUACAAUUUCAUUAUAACAAAAUGAGACAUAACACAGCAACAGAUAUGAUUAAAGUUUGUACCUCAUAAUGCACCUACAAACAGUGAUAAAGACCAAGGUGAUAUCCAAAUACAUAUUGGUGGGCAAAUCUACAUAAUGUGUGUAUUAUGUUUAUGAAACUUCUCACACAGAAUUGUACAAAGUUAUGAUUCUAUCACUGAAAGUAUGUAAUAAGAAAUGUUAUACUUAUUUUGAGUCAUUGAAGUACAUUACAGAUUAUAAUGAAAUAUCACAAAAAGUGGUAAAAUGUAAAGCUUGAAACAAGAAGAAAAUAAAAAAUGGUUUCCAAAUGCAAUUGACAACCUAUAUUUAUAAUAUAUUUAUAUACAUGUAUGAUAAUGGGAGAUGCAUACUGGAAAAAUGAUGCAUACUUAAGAAUGUGCUCUUGUUCUCUGCUUGCUUACUUCAAAUUAUUUCUUCCCAUUGAAUUAACUAAAAACAACUAACACUUUUAUUGAUUAUCUCUAAUAAUCACUAAUAAGGCAAACAUAUAUAACCAAGAAUGCUGCAAAUUCUAAUUUAGUAAUCUGAAGUUAAUUUCAUCUGAGGUUCUCAAUCACAAACCAACAUAAUUCAAGCAUUAGCUCACCUGUACAUGACCUAAUACCUAAGAUGCAUGCUAAAUUUAAUUUUUUAUUUUAUUUUUGUUCUUUUCUUUUGCCUAUUGAACAUCAUUUUCAAACUUUUAAAUAAAAUGUCUAAACUUUCAUUCAAUACACUCAGUGUUUAACAACACUGAAAAGCAAAUGCCUCUAAGGUAUCUCAAAUAUCUACUCUUGUUGGUCCCUUCCAUACUCAAGUACAUCACUCUCUCAUGAAGUGUAUGUAAUUUAGCUGAUCCAAGAAAGAGACAAUAGAGAUAUUCCUUACUGUAUUAGGAAAUGUACACAAUAUUAGGAAAGGUAAACUAUCUACUCCUGUCUACUUAUUUUAAUAAUUCAAGACAGGCUUUCUUAAAAAAAAAAUAAUAAUAAUAAUAAUAAAAUUAAGUUCAUUUAUAUACAAUAACAGAUAAUUAGCCUCAUGGUAAAUAAAAAAAAAUCUGGAAAAAAAAAACAAAAAAAACAAUGCCAAUUACUUGGAAGUCCUGCUUUAAAAGUGCAAACCAUAAAAUAAGAUACAUCCUUGCACUCCUGCACUUACAAUUAAUCUCUGGGUUUAAUGAUACAUACUUUAUUUAGUUUUAUUUUUUGUUUUUUUGGUCUACUGUAAUUACUACUAAUACAUUUUAAUCACUUGCAACAAUAGGUAGAGGGAAUUACACUGCACUAAAAUAAUGUUGCAAGUGAUCAAAUUCGCUAAAAUCUGAACAUCCAUUUUAUGGUACAAAAACUACCUACAGUGUAUUCAACCUUCAAAAUCUGAAAGCACGAUGCUUGUUGUCCCAACCCCUAGUCAAGCUACUUAUGACUAAUACUUGCAAAGGAGAAGCUCCAGUACAUGUAGAUUAAGUUAUAAAUAGCUUUCUUUUUUUAAAAAAAUCUAAUUAUCUCUAGUAAAGUAUGCUUCUAAUAAAUACAUGAGACUAGAUAUGUAAGCAUGGUUUGCCUUCUCCUGGCUCUCUACUAAGGAAUUCUACCAAUGUAUGUUUGUCUUGACUACUGUUUUGUCUUUAUCAGAAAGAGAUGUUGAAGUAGAGUAAAAGCUGUACAUUAAGGGGACAACUACAAAAGAUAACAAAUAGUAGAUGAAUAGCUUAUAGCUCCUGGCAACUUGGAUCAUAUGGCACUAAAAUGAUAAUGGUGGGACUGAUAAAGAUUUCGGUUUUGGAGAAUUAUACCUUUUUUUUUUUAUAAAGAAAGCUAAGACAAUAUACAAUUUAAAGCAUUUCGUACCACAAGUUUGAAUAAUGUUUUUUCUAUAGUUUUGAUUAAAUAUCCUCAUUCCAAUCCAGAUUCAUUGUAGUACAGAUAACUUCGCCAUCAAGUAAUUUAACCCACUGACGCCAGCUUGCAUUAAGUAAUUCAGAAAAAUAAUUCCUCCUGACUUUGGUGAUUAUUUCAAGUUAUUUGGCAAUAUAGAUGCUUGGAUUAUAGUGAUAAUAUUAAUAAUAUUUGCAACUACCUUAAUCACUUUAAAAAUUAUAAGUUUCAAGAACCUUAUAGUUUCAUGUAUGUAAACCUUACCUGAGGUUUAUGCCAUCAUAUUUAGCUUCUCCAGCUUACCCCUUUCUUGAACUUGUGGGACAAGUGUACAUUAGGGGGUACAGCUCUGAAUCACUUUUGUCAUCUCCCACACCUUAACCAUAGUUUAUCCAAUGGUUUCUAGUUGUCUUUCAACUGCUUGUGUUAAUGCUCUCACUCUGCUGCAACCAGCAGCUAUUCACCACCUAAUAGAUCUUUCAGUCUCUAUCCUGCAAUGUAUCCUUUCUUU